Messenger RNA from Cotesia congregata, 2619 nucleotides. NCBI's taxonomy places the organism in Eukaryota, Metazoa, Arthropoda, Insecta, Hymenoptera, Braconidae. The record is from the annotation of a GenBank genome assembly.
AAUAAACAUCGUCUUGAUGAUAAAGUUAAUGACUUUUUUAAGGAAAUUCAAUUUAUUACUCAAAAUACUCAAGAAUCUCAAUCAAAUGAUAGCUCAAAAAAAGAUUCCACCCAAACUUCUUCGAGUAAAGAACGAGUAUCGGCUUCACCAUGGCAAGAAUGUUUUGAUGAGUCUACUGGGUAUCCUUACUACUGGCACAUUGAAACUAAUGAAGUGACUUGGGAAUUGCCAAAAGAGCUUGCAUCAACUCGCAAAAACUCGGACAAUAUUGUCCCUCAACACCAACUACAACACCAACCUAAUCGUUUGCCCAAACUACCUUACGACAAAUUACCGUCUAAAGUCAAAAACGACCUAUCAGCCCGGAACAAAAGUAGGCAUAAAAGUGGUACUGAUAAUACAGGUAGCUCUAAGCGUACCUUGCCUAAGAAAAAAUCUAAACAGACGUUUGAAGACAAAAAUGAUGACUCUGAUGACAGUUACAUUGAAAUGAUUACGUCGUUUGGUGACGAUAAUACGGACACUGAUAAAAGUGACGACGAAAAAACACCCGACGAGUCAUGGACACUCAAUAAAUCAAUAAAACGCGAGCGCGAGCGUGAAGCGUUAGAAAGCAGGGUUAGCAAUGAUACUCGCGACGAAGAGAGUAGCAAAGAGUCCAAUAGAGAAACCAGUAUAAACAACUCAAUUGUUGAUCAAAGCAACGAAGAAAAUUCAUUUAAUAAAAAGCCAGCAGCUGCUUUAUUCCCAGCUGCUGUAACUAAGAGUUGGUUUGUUGAUGGCAAUCCAAAAGUAGACACCACUGUUGAUCAGGAAUUUUCCCAAGCCACAGAUUCGCAGGAUACUGACAAAAUAGAACCCCCAAAAUUAUCCCGGCCUUUAGAAAAUUUAGGGACCUCUUUAAAGGGAUUCCAGCGAAAAAGGCGGAUAGCGUACGAUGUGUUGACGAUACCUAAAAAUAACGAGGACCGACUUGGUCUAGGCUUCGCUAAAACACCUCCCAUAGAAAAUUCCUCCAAGGAAACAGCUGAGGAGCGAAAGCGUAACUUGGGAAAAUACGCGAUUGAUUUUAUCAAAGGCGAGACGUUAGAAACCAAUGAAGCAACUCCGGAUUACUUUAUGCCGGGUGAUCAGGUGCAAAUGAUUGCCGAUAAAUUAAAAAGUUUGUCUAAAGAAUGCUCGACGGUGUCCGAGAUCCAGGUGAUGAGCAUUCAAAUUCAAGCUUUGAUGACCGCGUGGGAGUCUGGUGAUCUAAAGGAUCGCUAUUUUUAUAAUUGGAUGGCUGAGACGAAAAAAAAGCUGACUUUGUUGGAGGAAAAGGCUGCGCCGGCUGAGUGGGACUAUCAGUGGGACUCUGCUAAUAAACAGUACUUUUAUCGAAAUAAGAUUAGCGGAGAAACUCAGGUGAAUUAUCCGGAUAUUAAUGGCGGGGCUGAGGAGAUGGAAUUGUGUACUACGCCUCCGCCUGCCAACUCUCCGAUCUCUGAAAUAAAAUCUAUUGAAAUUAUUAAGGAUGAUAUGACCCAGACAAAGUCGCUCAGCAAUGAUAAUAUCAAUAGAGUUAAUGUAAAUAGCCACGUGGAUUUGGAAAAAAGCGACAAGUCUAGCUCCUCUGUUAGCUUGGGUGGUGAUCCAGACAAUAAUAAAGAAGAUGGAGAAUUAGCUGCACCGUUGCCUCCUAGAAUAUCUAUUCCUAGUCCGCCACCUCCGCCGAGAAUAGGAGCGCAGGAUUUGAAAAAGAAUUCCAAGAUUAAUAAGAGUAAUAAUGACUGUCUAAAUUCUGGGACUAUUGACCAAAAUGAAGUUAAAAAUCAUAUUAUAGUGGAGAGUAUUGUAGCGCCGGUUCGUGAAACUCUGCUGACUCCUGCGACCCAAAUACUGGCUGCGUCUGUGAAUCCUCCGCACAUAGAACCGCUUCCUCCGGGAGUGGAUCAGUCGGAGAGCCCCUACGCAUUAGCAGCAGCAACUCUUAAAUCUCCGUUGAUUUUUCCCGGGAAUCAUCAUCAGCCCAAUACUACAAUAUUUGAUCCCACGAAUAUUUCUAUACUGGGACACCACCAUCCGGCACUGGUUCACAAUCAACUUGUUCAUUAUCCGGUUUAUCACCAGCACUUGCACGAUCAAGCGAUUCUCGCGGCUGCUAACAGAUUUACCGGGCAAGAAGCUGUGCAACUAAUGCUUCAUCAUACGGGUAUUUACGCAAAUACCCAGGUGAUUACUAAACCUCCUAUUAAUAUGAAAAAAGAAUCACUUGGAUCGAUUGUUGAUUCUUUUUACAAUGAUAUUGCUUCUUUGGAGUGCCAUAAUAAUGUUAUAAAUGAUAAACAAAUAAAACAAGUUGCAGUUCCGUCAAUGAAAUAUCAAGAGUCGGUGGAUAAAACGGAAUCCAUUUCGACGAAUAUCUCUACGACUAUUACCACCGCUGCGACUACCACUGGAACAGGCUCUGCUCCUUCGGUUUCUAUUCCUGUAGCUACUGCUGCUAAUAGUACGGCAAGUACGACGACUACUAAUUCUGGGGGUGUAAUUACGGCAAAUAAUGCAACGGCUAAUACUCCUGUUGAUCUUAAAGAUAAAAAAAAGAAAAAAGUAAAGAUUGUUAUUAAUAAAAAACAUAAA